Messenger RNA from Oncorhynchus gorbuscha (pink salmon), 816 nucleotides. Its product is annotated as protein CLEC16A-like. Gene Ontology annotation, cellular component: endolysosome membrane; late endosome. Bases 100 to 801 code for a protein of 233 amino acids. The transcript is spliced from 6 exons. The record is from RefSeq and is a predicted model, not a curated record. Lineage: Eukaryota; Metazoa; Chordata; Actinopteri; Salmoniformes; Salmonidae. Gene Ontology annotation, biological process: endosome to lysosome transport; regulation of autophagosome maturation; endosomal transport.
GGACACCUUGUACAGGAUAUAUGUACGUGAUGGGAUUGAUAUAACAGGCAAAAAAACCUAAGCUAGUAUCAACAUCUUUUUUUUUUUUAAAGUGCAAUUAUGUUCGGUCGGUCAAGGAGUUGGGGAGGAGGACAGGGGAAAACAAAAAAUAUUCAUUCCCUGGACCAUCUCAAGUAUAUGUACCAUGUCCUGACUAAGAACACGACGGUAACCGACAGCAACAGGAACUUGCUGGUGGAGACCAUUCGCUCCAUCACUGAGAUACUCAUCUGGGGAGACCAGAACGACAGCUCCGUCUUCGACUUCUUCCUGGAGAAGAACAUGUUUGCGUUCUUUCUGAAUAUCCUUCGUCAGAAGUCCGGUCGCUACGUCUGUGUCCAGCUACUCCAGACGCUCAACAUCCUGUUUGAAAAUAUCAGCCACGAGACGUCGCUCUACUACCUGCUGUCCAAUAACCACGUCAACUCCUCCCAUCAUAUAACUGUGUCCUCCUCCUCUCUCCUCCUCCUCUCUCCUCCUCCUCUAGACUACCUGCUGUCCAAUAACCACGUCAACUCCAUCAUCGUUCACAAGUUUGACUUCUCAGACGAGGAGAUCAUGGCCUAUUAUGUGUCCUUCCUGAAGACCCUGUCACUCAAACUGAACAACCACACCGUACACUUCUUCUAUAACGAGCACACUAAUGAUUUUGCCCUGUACACCGAGGCCAUUAAGUUCUUCAACCACCCAGAGAGCAUGGUCCGUAUCGCAGUCAGAACCAUCACACUGAACGUCUACAAGGUCUCAUGUAAGUCUAAUUAAUAAAUGCACCUCACU